AUGUCCGCAGCCGCGGCGGCGCGGACGCCCGUCAUCGUCCUCCCCGGCAGCGGAUGCACGCCGACGAGGGAGUGCAACUUCUACGCGUGGUUCAGCGACGCGCUCGACGCGACGCGCUACGACGCGCGGACGACGAACAUGCCGGACCCGCACGUGUGCAGGGAGAGGGCGUGGCUGCCGUUCAUCGUGGAUCCGAGCGGGCCGCUGCGCGCGGGGCCGGGACGCGUCGCGCGCGAGUGCUUGGGGUUGAGCGCGGGGACCGCGGGCGCGGAGUGGCUGGAACUCGAGGCGCGCGACCACUUCUUCACGCCGCCGUUCCGCGAGCUCGUGGAGCUGUUGGACCGGAGCUGCGACGCCGCGGACGCGGCGGCGGCUGCGGGCGCGGGGACGACGACGGAUGAGGGGUGAUGAUGAGUGAGAAAACCAGAGAAAACCUAAUUAGGGUAAGCGACGGAGCUACUACGUGUAGGGUUUAAUCCCUCGAUGCACGCC
Messenger RNA from Micromonas pusilla CCMP1545, 492 nucleotides. RefSeq lists its product as uncharacterized. The coding region runs from base 1 to 408 and encodes 135 amino acids. The transcript has 2 exons. Lineage: Eukaryota; Viridiplantae; Chlorophyta; Mamiellophyceae; Mamiellales; Mamiellaceae. The record is from RefSeq and is a predicted model, not a curated record.